Molecule: messenger RNA, 743 nt
Organism: Linum trigynum
Lineage: Eukaryota; Viridiplantae; Streptophyta; Magnoliopsida; Malpighiales; Linaceae
Source: the annotation of a GenBank genome assembly
CACUUUGAUCAUGCAACGCUUGGAGCCCUCAAAUUUGAAAAUUUGGGCAUAUAUCAAGCCUCCAAGCAAUUAAUCAAAAACGCAAGCACAAUAAUAAACUCCCCCCCCCCCCCACACACACACACACUUAAGCUCAACAUUGCCCACAAUGGCGUAAAAUAGGGGCUAGAGUGAAGUUACCGAAAAGCUUGGCGAGUGAAAGUGGAACAGUUUCCAGGGUAGGAGAUUUGAGCUUCCAAAGAGGAGGAGAAAACACACAAAACACAAGCACAUUCUUUCUUGAGGCCAAGUUAUUACACAUAACAAUAUUCCACAUCACGAUAAAAAGGAAGAAAAGCUCACAAAAGUACUAGUUCACACACUAAAGAAAAGAAAAAUAAUAGAGUUCAGAGUUUCAAGUGGAGAAGUGGGGUGAAAUAAAUCAGAUCUGCCACAUGUCUCACUCGGUCGACUACCUCUCGCUAGUCCUGGGCCAGUCCUCCUGCUCGUCAUCGGACAAGACACCCUGCUUGCAGACAAUCCACACCAGAAGGUCGGUGGAGCGGUGUAGGCGGGUGUUAACCCCCAUGACCUACUCCUCAAGGUGUGUGACUCGGUCCACCAACUGGACUCCGGAUGAGGAACCAGCUCCAGCUGAUGAUGGUGGUGGUGCGGCACGACAGCAGGGUCUGGAGCUCUCUCCUGCUAAGGAGGAGGAACCCCUGAUGGGGUGAAAAUACCCUCAAUAAAUUGAUAUGGUCCAA